GCACUGACUCCACCUCCCUCGCAAGUGCAGCCCACCCCUGUGUAACAUAAGCCCCCACCUCUUGUUGUCCCCACGGUAAUACCGAGAUGGAGACACAGAGAGACGCGUCCUGCGUGUGGACAGGAACAUUACAGAGGAAGAGCUGUUGAUUUCGAGCGCUGCAGAAUUCAGCUGCUGAUGAACUCAAUUCAAGGUCCAAAUUAAGGUCCAUUUCUCCCCUUUAUCUUUUGUUUCUUACCAGCACUGAUUUUUUUUAACCGCCACCCUGAAGUUCAUCGUUGUCAUUCUGGCCGCCGGGAUGGUGGCGUUUAUCGGAGCGGUUAUAUGCAUCAUCGCCGCGGUUCACAGCGGAUCUCCACCGGCAUCCGCGACCGCAGCGCAGCCCCUGGCUGACAACCAUUCCCUCUCACCGGACGCAACCGGGAAGGCGUUUUCCACCGGGUCCGUGGCCCGAGCAGGACCGCUGGACGCUCUUCACGGUACAGAUACGACCAGCAUGGAACGAGGGGGACCGGAGGCGCCAACCUUCUACGGUUUAAUGGGACUAGGGACCGGAGGCAGCGAACAGCAGGUCACUUACAACAGACUAAUCUGCACCCCUGUCCCCGCCGGUGAGUGCAACCCCAAAAACAAUCAGCAACAAGCGGACGACCCGUCGUUAUUCGCGGGAGAGGAUUGGGGGUACCUGCGCACCACCGCCGAGGAGCUCCGGCAGACCGUCCUGCAGCAGAAGGAUGAGAUCCUCACGGAUCAGAGAACCAUACGGGAGCUAACGGGAAAGCUCUCGGAAUGCGAGAGUGGCUUGAAGGGACGCAGUGUCCCGGAGCGGAGCGCGGGACUCGGGGACGCGCGGAAAGAGAAUAAGGAGCAGCUCAUGAUGCGGGACGAUGCGAGGACCUCAAAGCGGGCCACUCAUGCGAUGGAGGAGCUGGUGCAUGCCAUAACUCACAUGAAAGACCGCAUUGACAAACUGGAGUCUGAAAUGGCACCAGCAGUAUUCAAUCACACAGACGCAAGCUCACAGAAAGCAGCAGGUGCUGCUCGUACACCAAUGGCAGCUGCACAGAGACGAGUGGAGGAUCUGGAAGGAGAACUGAAGAGAAAGAUAAAACUGCUGGAGGAAGAGAGGAAAGCACUGCGGAAAGAGACACAGAAACAUCAAGAGCAUAUUGACUACGGACUGGACACUGUACACCAGAGGAUAAGCAGCCUGGAGAAAGGUCUUUCUGAUAACAAGUUUCCAGAGGGUUACAGGCUCUCGUUCCCUGUACGCAGCACUUCCAUGUAUGCCACUGUAAAGCAGGAAAUCCCAGCCCUCCAUGCUCUGACUGCCUGCAUGUGGAUCAAACCUGCAAAGAGCAUCUUGGGAACAGUAGUUUCUUAUGCUGUUUCUGACCAGAGCCACGAAUUUGUGCUUCAGCAGUUGGUUCAUGGACCAAUUGAGCUCAUCAUUAAUAAUGAGGUGGCGCCGUUACCUCUGAACUUAACAGUGGGCAGAUGGCAGCAUAUGUGUGUGAGCUGGAACCGGAGAGCUGGAGCAUGGUAUGCCUACUUAGGGGGCAAACUAAAGCUUGAAGGAAGUGACCUGGCAACCCGUCACAGCAUCCGACCGGGAGGAACUCUCAUCCUUGGCCAAGAACAGAGCUCAGUGGGCGGUCUUCAUUUCGAGGUGUCACGGGCUAUGGUGGGGGAGCUGUCUGAGUUUAACGUGUGGGACCGGCCACUUUCACACAUGGAGCUCUCUGCUCUUGCCCACUGCAGCACAGGGAUGCUGGGUAAUGUUGUCCCAUGGACCAGCCGCGAGGUGGAGGUUUUUGGAGGCGUCACCAAACAACCAGCCGAUCAUUGCGACCAUCGCUCCAGUGCCAGACAGUGAUGAGCUCCUGAGGGCUCGUUCAAGGGUUAGCGAGUCAUAUACAGGGUGUUCAGAGAUAGAAAAGAUUCACCAGAGAGCAAAACACCACACCAUGGUCAUGUUGAUUUCUUUAAGGCAGAGUUUUUUGUUAGAGGUAUUUGCUGAAACAUGCCUAACUAUCAUUACUGUUCAGGGUUAGUGAUUUAAACAAACCACUAACCCUAAGUGUUAAAUAAAUAGUGCAUAACUCAUCCCACACGAUCAAGAAUGUGCUACGAACAAGAAUGAUACCUGAAAUCAUGUGGCUAGUUGAGGAGAGCUGUGCUGUUAUUUUUCUAAACAUUCAAACCUGUGGUUUUCACUUGGCAGAUGAUAAAAUGGGACAAAUCAGCUAAAAAUGAAUGGUCAUCAUUUACUCACCCUCAUGUUGUUCCAAACCUGUAUGAAUUUCGUUUUUCAGUUGAACACAAUAGGAGAUAUUUCGAAAAAUGUCUGUAACCAAACAGUUGACAGUAGCCAUUGACUUCCAUAGUAUUGUUUUUCCAUACUAGAAGUUUUUUUUUUUCUUCCAUACUGGAAGUCAUUGGCUACCAGCAACUGUUUGAUUACCGACAUUAUUUCAUAUAUCUUCUUUUGUGUUCAACAGAAGAAAGAAACUCAUAUAGGUUGGGAACAACAUGAGGGUGAGUAAAUGGUGACAGAAUUAACAUUUUUGGAGGAAUUGUUCCUUUAAGUUGCGGUUACAUUUACCGUUGUUUAACUUUUUCUUUUUUCGUUUAUUUUAAGCAAAAUGUGCAGAUUUCGCAACAGGCUUAAAUUGGUCAUGUGGAUUUGCUGUGUUGACCAAAGAAAGCUGGUUUGAAAGUGACUGAGGUGGUCUUCAUGCUAUUUACAAUAGAUCUUUUUUGCCAGUGAAAGUUUGCCAUCAUUUUACUGACGUUAAUGUGACCCCACCUUUACUUAGACAAGCCACAUCUAGGGACCAGAAUAUCAUAUCCAGUAUCUCAGGCUCCUUUCCAACUAGCAAUGUCCAAACCACCGUAGCAAUAUAAUACAGACAUUCAGAACAGCUUAGCAAUCUCACAGCAAUGCCCUGACAACAAACUACGACACUUUUGCAUCAUAGGGGUGAGUUUUGCGUGGGAAAGUAUCACUCUGUUUACAUUAUUUACAUCUCAUUAGUAAUACUUUGUUGAACAUCUGAAUGGCAAACAUCAGUGUAAACGUUUGAUGUGGGAUAUUCAGGCUCA
This is a messenger RNA of Carassius carassius (crucian carp), 3105 nucleotides long. RefSeq names its product neuronal pentraxin-2-like. The record is from RefSeq and is a predicted model, not a curated record. Bases 299 to 1876 code for a protein of 525 amino acids. The transcript is spliced from 5 exons. NCBI's taxonomy places the organism in Eukaryota, Metazoa, Chordata, Actinopteri, Cypriniformes, Cyprinidae.